AUGGGUAACCCUUUCAGGAUAAGGGAGGAUCCCAAUAAUCCAGUACCCCACGAAGCUUACGGAUGGCGCAUCUACGCUGUGUCUGCAGCGGCGGCAUGGGCCUCUGCGAUGUUUGGUUAUGACAGCGCCUUCAUUGGCGGAACGCUCAGCCUUGCGUCUUUCAAGGCUUCAUUUGGAUUGAACGCGAAUACAGUUACACAACUAUCUUCAAAUAUUGUUGGUACCUUCCAGGCAGGGUGCUUCUUUGGCUCCCUUUUCGCGUUUCCAAUUUCCGAGAAACUGGGGCGGCGCAUCAACCUGAUUACUUGCGGCCUUGUCUUUAUGAUUGGUGCUGCCAUUCAGACAGCGUCUGCGGGCAGUCUGGGCAUGAUGUACGGAGGCAGGGCUUUGACGGGGCUCGGCGUUGGUGGCAGCGCCAUGGUAGUUCCAAUCUACAUUGCUGAGUCGGCCCCAGCACCGAUCCGUGGCCGCUGCAUUGGCGUGUUCGAGGUUGCGCUUCAGCUGGCUUCGCUCAUUGGCUUCUGGAUCAACUACGGCAUUAAUGCGAACUUGCCGUCAACACCGGCCCAAUGGCAGAUCCCUUUCGCUGUUCAACUAAUUCCUGCUGGUUUGCUUGUCUUGUCUAUGCUUUGGGCGAUCGAAACGCCACGUUGGCUGGUCAAGAAGGGUAAAUAUGAGAAAGCACUCAAGAACUUGGCUUGGGUUCGCAACCUGCCUGAAAACCACCCUUAUGUUCAGAAGGAGCUCGCCGAGAUGCGACUUCAAGUUGAGACCGAAUCAUCUACUGGUCGUGGGGAACGUUCCUGGAAAUCUCAAUGGUCGGAGCUAUGGUCCAAGGGAAUCAGAGGUCGAGUGAUUCUUGCUGUGGCGAUGAAGUUUAUGCAAAACUUUGCUGGUGUCAAUGCAUUGAAUUAUUCCUCCCCUUCCAUCUUCAAAUCCAUCGGGUUUACGGGAACUAGUACCGGACUACUCGCUACCGGAGUCUAUGGUAUCAUCAAAACCAUUUUCACCUUGGUUUUCAUCAUGUGGCUUGUUGAUGCCUGGGGAAGACGACCAGCCUUGCUGACUGGGGGAUCCAUCUCUUUCUUUUGCAUGUUCUACCUUGGCAGUUACUCCUACGUAAGCCACUCGUUUGACGGUCUCGCUAGCAAGGACGCCGGAGCCUAUGUUGCCAUCAUAGCUAUCUAUAUCUAUGCUGCCAGUUAUUCAUUCUCGUGGAAUGCUAUGCCCUGGAUUUUUGCUGCGGAAAUCUUCCCCACUAAUAUUCGUGGCCUGGCUAUGCUGGUCACAGUCAGUGCUCAAUGGAUAUCACAAUUUAUUGUCAUAUAUGCGGUGCCGUAUAUGAUUGAUUCCAUCAAGUACGGCGUGUUCUACUUCUUCGGCAGCUGCAUCUUUAUCUCGACUAUCAUUGUUUACUGCUUCAUUCCGGAGACAAAAGGUUUUCCCCUAGAAAGCAUUGAGCUUAUUUUCAAUGGAUCUAUCUGGGCCCCGGCAGCAAGACGAAAUGCCGAGCGUCUUCUCGAAGAGCAACAAGCGAAUGAGAGGCUUGACGACUUGAACAAGCCCGUGUUCACUCGUGACUAG
This is a messenger RNA of Neoarthrinium moseri, 1584 nucleotides long. RefSeq lists its product as uncharacterized. Gene Ontology annotation, cellular component: membrane. The record is from RefSeq and is a predicted model, not a curated record. Gene Ontology annotation, biological process: carbohydrate transport; transmembrane transport. The coding region runs from base 1 to 1584 and encodes 527 amino acids. The transcript has 4 exons. Gene Ontology annotation, molecular function: carbohydrate:proton symporter activity. Lineage: Eukaryota; Fungi; Ascomycota; Sordariomycetes; Amphisphaeriales; Apiosporaceae.